Messenger RNA from Lolium rigidum, 222 nucleotides. RefSeq lists its product as uncharacterized. The transcript has a single exon. The record is from RefSeq and is a predicted model, not a curated record. NCBI's taxonomy places the organism in Eukaryota, Viridiplantae, Streptophyta, Magnoliopsida, Poales, Poaceae. The coding region runs from base 22 to 222 and encodes 66 amino acids.
GGGAGGCGGACGGAGACGGAGAUGUGCUGCUGCCCGAGCAAGGCGUGCUGCUGCUGCACGCUCGUCGUCCUCGUGCUCAUCGCCGUCGGGAUCGUCUUCGGCUUCGGCGUCUACACCCGCGGAUUCCACAAGCUCUCCAACGGCAUCCACCUCCACGACGACUACCCAUCCUCCUCAUCCUUCCGCGCCUUCGGCGGCCACCUCGCGCCCUCGCCGUACUAG